Coregonus sp. 'balchen' is the source of this 5608-nucleotide messenger RNA. Lineage: Eukaryota; Metazoa; Chordata; Actinopteri; Salmoniformes; Salmonidae. The record is from the annotation of a GenBank genome assembly.
CAAAUAGAAGUAAUACCCUGCAAGAUCUGUGGGGACAAGUCCUCAGGUAUCCACUAUGGGGUCAUUACCUGCGAAGGCUGCAAGGUGAGCUAGUAGUAGUAGUAGUAGGGUUUCUACUUUACCUUCUUCAUGUGUUCUACAGCCUGUGCUAAACAAAGUAUAUCAUGGGAGACUGCCUUCAACGAUAUAAAACAAAGACAAGCUGCAAUAGAAAAUAUCCUUUGUUGUGAUCAAUGAAAUAAUACUUCCGUUCUAUAACAUCUAGAUUUAUAAUAAUAUAAUAAUAUGCCAUUUAGCAGACGCUUUUAUCCAAAGCGACUUACAGUCAUGCGUGCAUACAUUUUUGUGUAUGGGUGGUCCCGGGGAUCGAACCCACUACCUUGGCGUUACAAGCGCCGUGCUCUACCAGUUGAGCUACAGAGGACCAUUUAUGAUGCUGGAAUUAUAUACAUUAUGUAAUCAUUUGACUCAUCCCAUUUUGUUUCUUUGUGUAGGGAUUUUUCCGCCGCAGCCAGCAGAACAAUGCCAUGUACUCGUGUUCCCGCCAGAGGAACUGUCUUAUUGACCGAACCAACCGCAACCGCUGCCAACACUGCAGACUGCAGAAGUGUCUGGCUUUAGGCAUGAGCCGGGACGGUGAGUCACACACACACACACAGACGUGCGCGGAAAGUAUACAUUUGAGCCCAGAGAAAAACUCAUGACAGUUAUGCAACACUUGUUUCCACACAGAUAUACUAUUUAUACAGUGCAUUCGGAAAGUAUUCAGACCCCUUGACUUUUUCCACAUUUUGUUCCGUUACAGCCGUAUUCUAAAAUGGAUUAAAGAAAGUCUACACACAUCCUCAUCAAUCUACACACAAUACCCCAUAAUGAGAAAGCAAAAAUAGUUUUUUAGACAUUUUUGCUCAUAUAUUACAAAUAAAUAACGGAAAUACCUUAUUUACAUAAGUAUUCAGACCCUUUGCUAUGAGACUCGAAAUUUAGCUCAGGUGCAUCCUGUUUCCAUUGAUCAUCCUUGAGAUGUUUCUACAACUUGAUUGGAGUCCACCUGUGGUAAAUUCAAUUGAUUGGACAUGAUUUGGAAAGGCACACACCUGUCUACAUAAGGUCCCACAGUUGACAGUGCAUGUCAGAGCAAAAACCAAGCCAUGAGGUCGAAGAAAAUGUCUGGAGAGUUCCGGACAGGAUUGUGUCGAGGCACAUAUCUGGGGAAGGGUACCAAAAAAUGUCUUCAGCAUUGAAGGUCCUCAAGAACACAGUGGCCUCCAUUAUUCUUAAAUGGAAGUAGUUUGGAACCACCAAGACUCUUACUACAGCUGGCCACCCGGCCAAACUGAGCAAUCGGGGGAGAAGGGCCUUGGUCAGGGAGGUGACCAAAAACCAGAUGGUCACUCUGACAGAGCUCCAGAGUUCCUCUUUGGAGAUGGGAGAACCUUCCAGAAGGACAACCAUCUCUGCAGUACUCCACCAAUCAGGCCUUUAUGGUAGAGUGGCCAGACGGAAGCCACUCCUCAGUAAAAGGCACAUGACAGCCCGCUUGGAGUUAGCCAAAAGGCACCUGAAGGACUCUCAGACCAUGAGAAACAAGAUUCUCUGGUCUGAUGAAACCAAGAUUGAACUCUUUGGCCUGAAUGCCAAGCGUCACGUCUGGAGGAAACCUGGCACCAUCCCUACCGUGAAGCAUGAUGGUGGCAGCAUCAUGCUGUGGGGAUGUUUUUCAGCGGCAGGGACUGGGAGACUAGUCAGGAUCGAGGGAAAGAUGAACGGAGCAAAGUACAGAGAGAUCCUUGAUGAAAACCUGCUCCAGACCGAUCAGGACCUCAGACUGGGGCGAAGGUUCACCUUCCAACAGGACAACGACCCUAAGCACACAGCAAAGACAAUGCAGGAGUGGCUUCUGGACAAGUCUCUGAAUGUCCUUGAGUGGCCCAGCCAGAGCCCAGACUUGAACCCAAUUGAACAUCUCUGGAGAGACCUGAAAAUAGCUGUGCAGCGAUGCUCCCCAUCCAACCUGACAGAGGUUGAGAGGAUCUGCAGAGAAGAAUGGGAGAAACUCCCCAAAUACAGGUGUGCCAAGAUUGUAGCGUCAUAACCAAGAAGACUCGUGGCUGUAAUCGCUGCCAAAGGUGCUUCAACAAAGUACUAAGUAAAGGGUCUGAAUACUUAUGUAAAUGUGACAUUUCCGUUUGCAAAAAUUUAUAAAAACCUGUCUUUGCUUUGUCAUUAUGGAGUAUUGUGUGGAGAUUGAUGAGGGGGAAAAACUAUUUAAUCCAUUUUAGAAUAAGGCUCUAAUGUAACAAAAUGUGGAAAAAGUAAAGGGGUCUGAAUACUUUCCGAAUGCACUGUAUAGAUAGAUAGAUAGAUAGAUAGAUAGAUAGAUAGAUAGAUAGAUAGAUAGAUAGAUAGAUAGAUAGAUAGAUAGAUAGAUAGAUAGAUAGAUAGAUAGAUAGAUAGAUAGAUAGAUAGAUAGAUAGAUAGAUAGAUAGAUAGAUAGAUAGAUAGAUAGAUAGAUAGAUAGAUAGAUAGAUAGAUAGAUAGAUAGACUUACAUUCUGAUUCUUCCCCUUCUUCUAUCUCCCUCCAGCUGUGAAGUUUGGCCGUAUGUCUAAGAAGCAGCGAGACAGCCUGUACUCUGAGGUUCAGAAGCACCAGAAGAACCAGGAGGUUCUGAACCAGGAGGUUCUGAGCCAGGGGUGCCUGAACCAGGGUUUGUCCCUGACCAGGGAAGACGUAGCUGGGGGAGACAGUGAGGGGGACAGGCACAGGGAGCUCAGUCACUCCUACAGCAGCGGCGGCUCCAGCUCCACCCUGAGUGACCUGGAUGACAUCCCCGACCUGUUUGACCUGCCCUUGACCCCGGAGGAGGCCCACGAGUACUGCAGCCUGGAGCUGCUGGGAGGCCACGGCGGAAGCACCGGGAACACCUCCAACUCUUCGUCAUCGUCAUCAUCCUCUAACAAUUCGUCCAAUCAGAACUCGCCACAGCAGAAUCUGCUGGAUGUCACAGACGCCAAUGGGAUCAAACAUGAGUACCAGAUGUUGUCGCACACACAAGCCGCGCUGCUGGAGCCACUGGCCGAUGACUGCACUCUUAUGGAUAUAGGUACGAAAUCUAUUACUAUUUCUAUAACUAACAUCACUAACAAAGUUUCCCAGUAUCAAGUAAACAUGUUAUCUGUAGUGGUCUUGUAUUCAUAUGGUCCUGUGUUGUUUCUGUUUCAGAGCGUAUCACCCAGAGUGUGUUUCUGUUUCAGAGCCUGUUACCCAGAGUGUGUUUCUGUUUCAGAACCUGUCACCCAGAGUGUGUUUCUGUUUCAGAGCCUGUCACCCAGAGUGUGUUUCUGUUUCAGAGCGUGUUUCUGUUUCAGAGCGUAUCACCCACAGUGUGUCGUUUCUGUUUCAGAGCGUAUCACCCAGAGUGUGGUCAAGUCCCACUUGGAGACGAGUCAGUACAGUUCUGACGACCUGAAGAGGCUGACAUACAGUGGGAUUCAGUACUCACCUGAGGAGACCCGCAACUUCCAGUGCAAGGUGAAUACACACACUCACACACUGCUACUCAGGUUAAUGUAUUGCAUUAUCGUUGUAUUAAAUUAUGAUUUCUCUAUUUCUCCAAGUCUGAAGAGUUUAUGUGGCAGCAGUGUGCCCACCACAUCACCAAUGCCAUCCAGUACGUGGUGGAGUUUGCCAAACGCAUCACCGGCUUCAUGGACCUAUGUCAGAACGACCAGAUCAUUCUGCUCAAAGCUGGUCAGUACCUUUAUACAUGCAGAUUACACGUACUGCUCAAACCACUUCAGGACAUGCACACACUGAUCGUUAUGUGAGACAUGAAUGCUCUCUCUUACACACACACGUAUGCAAAUAAACAUUAUUGAGCAAACCCUGUAAAAUAGUGUCAUUGAACCACAUGAAAAUUCCUGUCAUGAGUGAAGAAAUGGCGUAAGUCCUUUAUCUUGCUAACCUUGGCUCUUCUUGUCCUUCUUUUCUCCAACCUUCUUCCUUUUGUGAUCGCUUUGUUUUUUUACAAACCACACAUCACUGCUCCGACCAUUUAACUAAACCACACAUCACUGCUCCGACCAUUUAACUAAACCAUAUCUGAAACCUACGUUUAUACCAUCCAACAACCGUUAUAUCUGCACACACACAAAAACGUGGAUUUGACAAUAACUCCAUAUUAUACCAUUUGUAAAUGUUUGAAACCCUUUUUGACAAGUCCUUGAUAAUCCUUAUUGUCCUGCUGAUUUAAAAAAAAUUCAAAUGACUUACAAUCUGGAAUAUUUACUUUCUGUUGGAUGUUUGUUUUUUGUGCAUGUUGGAGCAUCUUCUGUGCUCUUGGUAUCACCCCAUCCCCUCCCUCCUCUUCCUCCAUCUCUCCAUUUCUGUGGCUCUCUAUGGUUGUCCUUGCAGGCUGUCUGGAGGUGCUGUUGAUCAGGAUGUGCAGGGCGUUUAACGCUAACACCAACACCAUGUUCUUUGAUGGCAAGUUUGCCUCUGCCCAGCUCUUCAAAGCCCUUGGUAAGCGUCUCAGAUAGGCUAGCCUACUCCUUGUCUGAUACAGUAUUUAGAAUGUAUAGAGCUGAUACUGUUAACUACUCCAAAUACAAUUCAGUGGAACAUGAUGUGUGUAUAUAUAAUAUUGUAAUUCUUCUCUGCAGGUUGCGAUGACCUGGUCAGUGCCGUGUUUGACCUGGCUAAAGGUCUCUGCCGCCUGCAGCUGACCGAUGAGGAGAUGGCUCUGUUCAGCGCCGCUGUCCUUCUGUCCCCAGAGCGACCAUGGCUGACUGACAGCCAGAAGGUCCGGAAGCUUCAGGAGAAGCUCUUCCUGGCUCUGCAACACAGUCUGCAUAUGAGCGGGGCCGCCGACGAGAAACUAGACCAGGUAGAAGGGAUCCAGCUUUUGUCAAAUUAACGUCAGAUUUGACUUUUCGUAGCAGGUUAGGAGAACUUACGCAGCAGGUUAGGAGAACAAAUGUAGCAGGUUAAGAGAAUUGUGUUAAGGUUAGGAAAAGGGUUAGGGUUAGCCAAAAUGGAAAAGACCCAGCACACUCCACAGUUCGAUGACAAAAAAACACAGCCCACAGCCUCUAGCCAUGGCCAAGUUGUCAUUGACUGAGAUCCACCAUAUGGGAGUCACUUGUGUAGCAUAUGUCUCCUCUCCAAGAACUUUAUGAUACGGUCCUCUACAGAAUAUCCCAAACAGCUGCAUAAGCAUAUUUUAUGGGGCCUUAAGGCCUUAUGCUGUGUAGACAUUCUUUAAAUCAAACAAAGACAAACAGUUAACCAGUCUAGUGCUGUAGAGCAGAUCUAUCCCAUGCAGCUUAGCUUAAGUCCAUACACAUUUCAUGCGUUCUCUGGAUUUCUCCCAUUCCAUCCCACCAAGUCCAUAGAUAUUGAGUGUGUUUUCCUGACUGAUCCCGGUGUGUCCUCUCCUCCUGUAGAUGGUGUCCAAGCUGCUGCUGAUGAAGUCCAUCUGUAAUCUCCACGUCGACAAGCUGGAGUUCUUCCGUCUGGUUCACCCCGAGACCGCAUACAGCUUCCCACCACUCUAUCGGGAAGUGUUUGGGAGUGAGAUCUCUCUCCCCGACUCUACAAACAGCUCC